Messenger RNA from Parasteatoda tepidariorum (common house spider), 1452 nucleotides. RefSeq names its product mitochondrial carrier homolog 2. NCBI's taxonomy places the organism in Eukaryota, Metazoa, Arthropoda, Arachnida, Araneae, Theridiidae. The record is from RefSeq and is a predicted model, not a curated record.
UUAAAAUAAACUACAACUUUAACUUAACUUCUCCUACUGAGCUAUUUGUAUUUAUUUUUGCUUAUGUAAGGUUCAAAGACUAUUACUAUUUUAUUUUUCCUUUAUUGCAAUUGAAAUUAAUUAAUUCUAGUCAUGCAAAAUCGCGGAGAUUACAAUGCAGAUCGAUUUGAAUGGUUUCACCUUUUCGGAAAAUUGGGUGUUACAGCUCUUGGUCAUCCUUUUGAAUAUGUGAAAGUAUUGAUUCAGAUUGGGCAUGAACCAUUCCCACCUAAGCCAACUAGGACUCUAUUAGGAAAACCAGCUUUAGGUCUGACUGGUGCAUUUGCUUAUAUGAAACAUAUAAAGAGUAUAGAUGGAGUUUUUGGGCUUUAUAGAGGCUUAUUUCCAAAGUUAUGUACAAAUUUUGUGAGCAUGUCUACAUACAUAAUUGCAUAUGAGAAAGUACCCUCAUUAGAUUCUAAUAAACAGUUGCAACAAAUAUCAGAAUCUGAAUUAACAGAUGAACAAAAGCUAGCUUUGUUUGCUCAUGAGUUAAUGAAAUCAACUGUGGCACGGACUGCAUCCAUUAUUGUUAGUCAUCCUUUUUACAUUAUCACACUGAGAUCCAUGGCACAAUUUGUUGGCCGAGAAACAAAAUAUUCAGGUAUCUUUGGAUCCUUGAGAGAAAUAUUCAAUGAAGAUGGUAUCUUAGGCUUUUUCUCUGGGUUAGUUCCUCGACUAAUAGGAGAAAUUCUCUCAAUGCUAUUGGCAGCUUCUGCAUCUGUGCUGAUUAACACUUACUUAGUCGAUGAAGAGUCAGCUAAAACAUAUGUUAAAGCCUUAAUGGGAUAUCUUGCUGGUGCUUUGUUCUAUCCUUUUACUGUGGUUAGUCAUGUUGUUAUAGUCAACAAUUGUGGUUUGAAAGCUGGUAUGCCUGGAAAUAUGCCAAUAUAUUCCAACUGGUCAGAUUGCUGGUCACAUCUUAGUGCUAUUGGUCAAUUAAAGAGAGGAUCGAGUAUAUUGUGGAGGUACCAUACUGGACCUUUCAUGACAUCAGCUUAUUCUGGAUCUUCUGGAAGAAGAGUCCAUGCUCAGGCAUUCCCAUACAGUGUGAAGUAAUAAGAUCAUUAUUUUUAGAGUUUCAAUUAUGAGUCAACUUCAUUGUUAUAAAUUGUUCUUGUGUAGAAAGUGAUAUUUGCUUGGAUGUCCGAGAUAUUUUAUGUUACAGUUAAACCUACAUGUAUGUAACUUUUAUAUUAUUUAAUAAACUGAAGUGAAUAGUCAUUGUAUAAAGGAAUAGAAUAUGACCAGUCUAAUAAAACAAUCAGAAAUUACAGUGCUGUAAAAGGUAAUUUGUGAGCAAUAAUAUCAGACUGCUUUUUGUUAUUAUAAUGUGUCCAUUUUUAAAUAAUUUCAAUGUCAUACAUUAAAAUAGUUAAUUUGUUUAAAUUAAUAAAAUGAAUUUUUAUGAAA